This is a messenger RNA of Dromiciops gliroides (monito del monte), 286 nucleotides long. RefSeq names its product C-C motif chemokine 3-like 1. NCBI's taxonomy places the organism in Eukaryota, Metazoa, Chordata, Mammalia, Microbiotheria, Microbiotheriidae. Bases 14 to 286 code for a protein of 90 amino acids. Gene Ontology annotation, biological process: neutrophil chemotaxis; immune response; positive regulation of ERK1 and ERK2 cascade. The record is from RefSeq and is a predicted model, not a curated record. The transcript is spliced from 3 exons. Gene Ontology annotation, molecular function: CCR chemokine receptor binding; chemokine activity. Gene Ontology annotation, cellular component: extracellular region.
UUCCACCAACAUCAUGAAAAGCUCUGUGGCUGUCCUCUCUAUCCUCAUCAUGACCAUUGCCUUCUGCCAUGAGGUCUCUUCAUUAACAGUUGGGUCUGACAUUCCCACUGCUUGCUGCUUCUCCUACACCACCCGGAAGGUCCCUCAAGCAAUUGUGGUAGAUUAUUAUGAGACCAGUAGCCAAUGCUCCAAGCCAGCCAUCAUAUUCAUCACCAAAAAGAUGUAUCAAUUAUGUGCCGACCCUAGGGAGCCAUGGGUCCAGAAGUAUGUGGAAGAGUUGAAGUGA